GUUUGACAUCUACAGGAAGGUGCCAAAAGACCUUACACAGCCAACCUACACGGGGGCUAUUAUCUCUGUUUGCUGCUGUCUCUUCAUACUGUUUCUCUUCCUGUCUGAGCUCACCGGAUUCAUAGCCACUGAAAUAGUUAAUGAGCUCUACGUGGAUGACCCAGACAAAGACAGUGGAGGUAAAAUAGAAGUGAAUCUGAACAUCAGUUUGCCAAACCUGCAUUGUGAAUUAGUUGGACUAGACAUCCAAGAUGAAAUGGGAAGGCACGAAGUGGGUCAUAUUGACAACUCGAUGAAGAUACCUCUCAAUAAUGGGGAUGGCUGCAGGUUUGAGGGCCAUUUCAGCAUCAACAAGGUCCCUGGUAACUUUCACGUGUCAACACACAGUGCCACUGCGCAGCCUCAGAAUCCUGACAUGACUCACAUCAUCCACAAGCUCUCAUUUGGGGACAAGUUACAGGUCCAUAAUGUUCAUGGAGCGUUCAAUGCCUUGGAGGGAGCAGACAAACUCAGCUCGAAUCCUCUUGCAUCUCAUGAUUACAUAUUGAAGAUAGUCCCGACGGUGUACGAAGACAUGAGCGGCAAGCAGCGAUAUUCAUACCAAUAUACUGUAGCAAAUAAGGAGUACGUAGCCUACAGUCACACUGGCCGCAUUAUCCCAGCUAUCUGGUUUCGUUAUGAUUUGAGUCCCAUCACAGUGAAAUACACAGAGAGGCGGCAGCCUUUGUACAGGUUUAUCACAUCGAUAUGUGCCAUCAUUGGAGGAACAUUUACUGUAGCUGGGAUCCUCGACUCCUGCAUUUUCACAGCAUCAGAGGCCUGGAAGAAGAUCCAGCUAGGGAAAAUGCAGUAGCGAUGAAACUCCACCCUAGUCUCCAAGGACAGGAGCAAAGAUUGAGAAAUCUACCACUACCUGUUUUUGUCUUUAUUUUCUAUUUGGUUGAAUCAGUUAAGUUUUUCUCUAAUCAGGCUGUUCAGUGAAGACGUCUUCAACAAAUCAAAGAAAUCUCCAUGCAUUUCAGAGCUCUGAGAGUGAAAAAUCAAUGGAAUCAGGACAUGGAUUUCGAUUCUCUCCCCCAGAGAGGUUGAAAUGCCAUAUAUGAAAUACACCAUCAGUUCUAAGUAAGGAUGACAGUCUGUUCUCUGGGAGGUUCCUAUGGCAGCGUACAAACUAGAUAGUAGAUUGCAAAGAGUUGAGCUGUCUUGUGGCACUUUUUGGAAUUCUGUUGGAUUUGCAUGAUUAGACAAUCACUUUUGUAUAAGGCAGAAUUACACAUUAGGAAGAAAUUCCACCUGUGGUGCCAAAAAGGUGAUGUAUCUGUUGGAGAGGAAUGGAAAGUAUUAGUCCCCGUAGCACACUUUAGAGACAGAGGGCAGAAAUGACAUCAAGAAAUGUUUUGUGCUUUUAUUUGAAAGCUCCUUUGUUCAGAUAUGACCUUUCUAAUGAAAUGAACAAAUGAGAAGAGGAAGCAUUCCCCCAGCUACCUUUUCUUGGGUAAUCUGUCAUCCAGGCAGUGAAGGGCCUUUCUUUUACUCUGGAUGUAAAAGUGGUUUCAUUUCUUCCCAGAAACUGAAUAUC
Messenger RNA from Pelecanus crispus (Dalmatian pelican), 1579 nucleotides. It is a transcript of the gene ERGIC1, whose product is annotated as endoplasmic reticulum-golgi intermediate compartment 1. The record is from RefSeq and is a predicted model, not a curated record. Gene Ontology annotation, cellular component: endoplasmic reticulum; endoplasmic reticulum membrane; Golgi membrane. Gene Ontology annotation, biological process: retrograde vesicle-mediated transport, Golgi to endoplasmic reticulum; endoplasmic reticulum to Golgi vesicle-mediated transport. NCBI's taxonomy places the organism in Eukaryota, Metazoa, Chordata, Aves, Pelecaniformes, Pelecanidae.